AUGUAUCGGAACCACCAUGCUGACAGCUAUUCGGGAUCCAUCCCUGCCAACGGAGUUCCCGAAUACAUUCCUAAACAGCCUAAUGCCCCACCACUUCUCUCCCCCGGCCGUGUAGUCCCCGAAAGGGUACCUUCGAGGUGGUCAACCGGUCUUUGCCACUGCUGUGACGAUCCUGCAAAUUGUUUGAUCACUUGGUUUUGUCCCUGCAUCACUUUUGGACAGAUUGCCGAGAUAGUGAGUAAGGGAUCAUCACCUUGUGCAGAAAGUGGGACGAAAUAUGCACUGCUUCUUCUGACUGGUUUUGCAUGCUUAUACUCUUGUUUCUAUCGAUCUAAACUGAGGGGCCAAUAUGACUUGGAAGAAUCACCUUGUGUGGAUUGCCUUGUGCAUUUUUGCUGUGAAACAUGUGCACUUUGUCAAGAAUACAGAGAGCUUCAUAGCCGUGGAUUUGAUAUGGGAAUAGGUUGGGAAGCCAACAUGGAUAGGCAACAGCGCGGAGUUACAGUAGCUCCAAUUAUAACUUCUGGAAUGAGAAGAUGA
Messenger RNA from Fraxinus pennsylvanica, 540 nucleotides. Lineage: Eukaryota; Viridiplantae; Streptophyta; Magnoliopsida; Lamiales; Oleaceae. The record is from the annotation of a GenBank genome assembly.